Messenger RNA from Engraulis encrasicolus (European anchovy), 2376 nucleotides. Its product is annotated as collagen alpha-3(V) chain-like. The record is from RefSeq and is a predicted model, not a curated record. Gene Ontology annotation, molecular function: extracellular matrix structural constituent conferring tensile strength. Lineage: Eukaryota; Metazoa; Chordata; Actinopteri; Clupeiformes; Engraulidae. Bases 19 to 1806 code for a protein of 595 amino acids. Gene Ontology annotation, cellular component: collagen type XI trimer. The transcript has 20 exons. Gene Ontology annotation, biological process: extracellular matrix organization.
CCUCCCGGAAGACCUGGAAUGAUUGGAACUGGAGGUGCUGUUGGAGAGAAGGGAGAAGAUGGUGAGGCAGGCGAUCCCGGCCCUACUGGUUUCUCAGGCUCUCUGGGAGAGAAGGGCGAUAUGGGGGAGAAGGGAGACACUGGCCUUCCAGGAGCCGCAGGACCCCCAGGGGCCCGAGGGAUACCAGGAGAGGACGGGGCCAAGGGCAACUUGGGUCCUAUUGGUUUCCCAGGAGACCAGGGAUCACCCGGAGAGGCUGGCGUCAAUGGUAUUGAUGGGGGCAUAGGAUCCAAGGGAGACAACGGAGACCCAGGCAAAGAUGGACCACCAGGGGCCUCAGGAGAGCCAGGUCCACCAGGGAGACCAGGACGCAGGGGUCACUUGGGGCCAGCUGGGAAGGAAGGCAAGCCGGGCAUGAAAGGAGAGAAGGGGGCGCCAGGCUAUGAGGGGCUGCUGGGGAAGACGGGCCCCGUGGGCGGCCAAGGGAACCCUGGGAAGGCUGGGCAGCAGGGGAUGAGGGGCAUCCCUGGGCCCGCGGGAGAGCAAGGCUUGAACGGACCUCCUGGCCAGACUGGACCUCCCGGACCAAUGGGACCCCCAGGACUGGCCGGCCUGAAGGGAGACCCAGGAUACAAAGGAGAAAAGGGCCAUGGUGGUCUGAUCGGCCUUAUCGGACCCCCUGGAGAGGCAGGAGAGAAGGGAGACCGCGGGUUGCCCGGCAACCAGGGAGCACAGGGCCCUAAAGGAGAGGAGGGUCCUGUUGGCCCCAUUGGCUUCAUUGGCCCUCCCGGUCCCCCAGGUCUUGCUGGAGGCUCAGGUCAGAAAGGAUCCAAAGGCAACCAGGGUCCCAUUGGUCCCCGUGGUGACACAGGCCCUGCCGGCCCCCCUGGACCUCCUGGUUACCCGGCCGUGAGUACCCGUUCUCUGCCUAUCCAAGAAGACGGCACGGGCAGACGUAGACGCCACUCCACGGUCGACGGUGCCACAUUGGAGGGAGACUCUAUGACACUCACAAGGGACAUUGAUGGUGGAAUGGAAGAGGAUGAAGCCGAUGAUGAGGACCUCUUCCUGAGCGACCAGCCGGCGGGAGAGGGAGGCGAUGGCCAGGAUAUGGAGGAGGUGUUCGCCUCUCUGUCCUCCAUGAGGGUGGAGGUGGAGGGCCUCAGGACCCCCAUGGGAACCUUCGACAGCCCAGCACGCACCUGCAAAGAGCUGUGGUUCUGCCACCCCGACUUAAAGGAUGGUGAGUACUGGAUUGACCCUAACCAGGGAUGCCAUAGGGACGCAUUCAAGGUGUUCUGCAACUUUACAGCUGAGGGAGAGACCUGCUUAGACCCCGACACCAAGUUCCAAUCGGUGAAGCUGGCAGCCUGGAACAAGGAGAAGCCAGGCACAUGGUACAGCAAGUUCAAGAAAGGAUCCAAGUUUGUCUACUCGGACGUCUCAGGGCAGCCGGUGCACAUAGUGCAGCUGAACUUCCUAAAGCUGCUGAGCGCCACAGCGCGCCAGACCUUCACGUACGUCUGCCAGAACUCCGCCGGCUGGUACGAUAGCGCCUCCCGGGGGUACGGCCGCGCACUGCGCUUCAGGGGCAGCGGGGGAGAAGAGCUCACGUACGAGAAUUCGCACUUCAUACAGCCACGCCACGAUGGCUGUCAGUCACGGGUUGGCCAGGAGAGGACAGUACUGGAGUUCGACUCAGAGGACUCCGACAUGUUCCCUAUCAUGGACGUGGCGGUGUCGGACUUCGGCAACAGCAAGCAGAAGUUUGGCUUCGAGCUGGGGCGCGUCUGCUUCAACGGAUAGUGCCCUCUUGUGUUUCGGAGGGCCAUGCGCUCAAGUGGAGAGAGAGACAGACAGAAAGAGAGAGAGAGAGAGAGAGAGAGAGACUGGGACCUUUUCGACACAUGCCACUUACUGCCGUACUGCUCUCUACACUUCUACUGCUGUGUGUUUCCCAGGGCAAUAAUUACGAAUUUGGGUAUCAAGUGGAGCAUUUUGAACAGUCUCAACUUUGCCUGACAUUGGCGGACAUUUUGAAAAAAAAAUUCUGUUAGCUCUGUUUAUAGUAUACAUAAGUAUAAAUAAGACCCCAAAUGAAUAGAAAAAAACUGUUAAUGAAAAUAUCUGAAUGAACAGGGCCUUUGUUGAAAAAUGACUUGUUAAGGUGAUGGGAAACACACUCCAGGAAAGCAAGGGGCAGCACCAGAGUAUUGCUUUGUCACAAUAGAAAAACAUUCGCUCCAGCCGUCAGGUGACCACGGAACAACCAAUCGGAGACCACAGCUGUAUCUGCCCAGACUCAGGCAACCAGAAACCAUUUCAAGUCUUCAUCUAUGCAGUUGUACACAUUGGCAAUACACAUAAAGACACAGG